AUGGGGACUCGACUGCCAUCAAAAAGCAUCGCUGUAGAAUUCAUGUACACCAUCACUCCGCCUGGCCUUCCCAAGGAGCCUGGAAAGAAUGAGCAGAAGCGCGCGCCUCGCUUUCUUCGGGCUCUCCCCAACGCUCGAAGGGCCAACGGGACGGACCUUGAUUCAGAGGCGGCUGCUGGUGCUGCUGCAUCGACCACCUUCCCCUCCAUCUCCGUCCUUUCUGCGCUUCUCGCGCCUCUCAUCCUCGCCACGCCACGCCUGCCUUGCUACAGCAAGCCGCUCGUCAUGGCUUCCAACGGCAACACCCGCGGCGCAUCCGCCCAGCGCGGUGCUUCCAACUCGGGAUUCCGCGGAGCUGGCAACAAUCAUGCUGGAGGUCGCGGCGGCGCCAAUGCUGCCAGUCGAGGUGGCGCCUCCGCUGGCGGUCCGCAGCCUUCGAGGUGGGGUAACGGUCCCCCUGCCAACACUGGUGCUUCUGCUCCCCACGCUCAGUCUCGAAACGUGCCAGGCGCGAGGCCCGCUCCUGACAACAGCGCCAAGGCCGCCAACCAACGCACUGCAGCACCGCCGAGCCAGUCCACCACCAAUCAGCAGUCGUCCGCCUCCACUGCCUCGGCCCCCGCUUCCGCCCAGGGCGACUCGCAGAAACUCAUGCACGACCGCAUGAUGUUCCUCCUCGUCACGCUCAUCGGCAACCCCGUCACCGUCACCGUCAAGGGCGGCUCCCAGUACUUUGGCAUCUUCUCGGCUGCCAACACCGAAGGCGGCGAGCUCGGCGUCGCCCUCGCCUCCGCCCAGCAGAUCCCUCCCGCAGACGCCAAGGACGCACAGCCUCAGCUCGGCGCUCUCAAGUCGUCUCUGCUCAUCAACGCAAAGGACCUCGAGAGCAUCCAAGCUGCCGAGGUGCGCGUGCAAGAUCAGGCAAAGGAGAUGCGUGAGGCGCGCGAAAAGGAGGCCUUCCGCACCGACACCGAGAUCUCCAAGGCCUUCGACCCGCUCGGAAGCGGUAGAGCCCUCCAAAAGUGGUCCGACGACCCCGACCUCGCCGACCUCGACGAUCACAGCUCCAAGCUCCCAGCAUGGGCCUCCCCCAGCGAUGCCAAAGCUAGCGGAGCAGGAGGCCUCGAGGACUCCAACAGCAACAAGCCCUGGGACCAGUUCGCUGCCAACGAGGCCCGCUUCGGCAUCAAGUCCAACUACGAGGAGAACCUCUACACCACAAAGCUCGACCGCACCGGCAAGGACUUCCGCGACCGCGAGCGCGAGGCAGACCGCAUCGCACGCGAGAUCAUGGGCCAGGCCACCAACAAUCCGCACAUGGCCGAAGAGAGGGGUCAUGCCGACGACUCGGGCGUCAACGAGGAGGACAAGUACGGCGCCGUCGUCCGCAACCCCAACGCCUACGUCCCGCCUGCGCUUCGCAACAAGUCGGGCGCUGGCGCCGCCACCGCCGCCGCCAAGAAGCCCUCGCCAGCUGCGCCCCCUGCCGCUGCUCCGGCAAAGUCCAACGGCGCUGCUCCUCCCGCUCCAGCCGCGCCCGCCGACGUGGUCUCGGCAGCACCAGCUCCCCUUGCCACCAACCUGCCAACCGUCAACGUCAAGGUGCCGAGCCCCAGCAUUCCUCAGGAGCCCACGUCCAAGGACGCCGCAGGCAAAAAGGCCUCCAUCGACGCUGCCAACCCGCUCAUGGGCGACUUCCGCCAGUUCGUCAGCUCAGAGCGCGAGCGCCUCGAAAAGAAGAAGGCAGCGCUCGCCAAGAAGGAGAAGGACACGCGUCUCGCCGAUCUCAAGUCGUGGGCGAGCUCGUUCAAGCUCAAGACGCCCAUGCCGUCGGACGUCGCCGACAUGGUGCAGAAGGACAAGCCCGACGCCGCCUCGGACAAGCCGCGCGACCCGAGCCUGCAGAAGAGCCUCAGCCCCACGCCUUCCCACUCGGCCGCCGUGGCUGCCGCCAAGGCCGACGCCAGCCGCUCCUCGGCCACCUCGCGAGCAGCGCAGGCUUCCUCGUCUAACGUCGUCAGCCCUACCGGAGGCUCGGGAUCCGCCGAGGCCAGCCGCGACGCGCACAAGCUCGCCGAGAGCAAAGCUCUGCUUCAGAAGAUGACCAUCCCCAAGAUCCCGCCGUUCAACCCUGACAAGUUCAAGGCACGCCAGGCGGCUGCCGCUGCGGGCUCCGGUGGCGAAGCCGACGACGCCGCCAAGGCGCCAGCCAAGCCAGAGGGCGGCAUGCCGUCCUCCAUGAGCACGUCAUCGUUCAAGCUGAGCGCCAAGGCGAGCUCCUUCAAGCCCUUCAAUCCGAAUGCAGCCACCUUCACUCCCGGCGGAGCGAGCUUCACACCCGCUGCGCCGCCCUCGAAUGCGGCAGCUGCUGCGAGCCCUGCACCCGCCGCGGCUGCCGGGCCGUCGCUUUCGGCUCGUCCUUCGCUCACCUCGACGCCGCCGACCGCCUCGACGUCGGCCGCCGCGCCUGCCAACCCGUUCUUCGGCAAUCGCAUCAUCAAGAAGUCCAACACGCCGCUGCACAUUCGCGACGACUUUAACCCGUUCAAGGUGAGCAAGGUGCCUGAUGCCAAGGCGGUCGGUCCCAUGUGGGCCUUUAGCGGCAAGCCGUACCGCCAGCACUUUGUCGUUGCUCCUCCUGGCGCGCUCAUGGACGAUGGUUCCGGUCUCUACGUCGCGGGUCCCGGUGGAAUGAUGCAGCCGGGCAUGCACCCCGGCGGCCAGACUCCGCAGCAUGUCCCACAGCCCAUGCAUCCCGGUCAGAUGUCGCAGCCCGGUCCCGGACCCGCCGGACCGGGUCCCGUGCCGGCUCCUGUGCCGGGACCCGGGCCGACGCAAGGACCCGGACCGCCGCAGCAGCCGUUUGGAAUGGUGUAUCAGCCGUAUGCCGGUGCGCCGUACCAGUAUCCUGGCGGCCAGCCGCCAGCGCAGGGCAUGCAAGGCCGCCAGCCGGGCAUGAUGCAGCCCAUGCAGAUGGCGCCGAACAUGCAGGGCGCGCCCAUGCCGUACGGUGGCGUGCCGCAGCAGUUCAUGGGGCAGAUGCCCUUCUCGCCACCCAUGCACCAGCACGGCGCGCCGCAAAACAUGUACAGCCCACAGAUGGGUAACGUGCCCCCCGCGGGCCAGGCGCAGUUUAUGCCCAUGCCGCCCCCGGGCGCGGGUGGACCAAGGCCGCCACCGCCGCACAUGAAGGGCCAGCCGCAUCCACCAGGCGCCCAGCCACACAUGUACUACCCCGGCCAGCCAGGCGCCAACAUGCCCUAUGGUGCCGCACCGCAAUUCGGCGGUCAGCCCCCUCAUGCCGGUCCGCAGGCACAGGGCGGCGCUGCUCCUCGCGCGGGACCGGGCGAAUCGGGUCCCGCUUCCAGCGCGGCGUCGUCGACUGCAUGA
Moesziomyces antarcticus is the source of this 3390-nucleotide messenger RNA. Its product is annotated as pab1 binding protein. NCBI's taxonomy places the organism in Eukaryota, Fungi, Basidiomycota, Ustilaginomycetes, Ustilaginales, Ustilaginaceae. The coding region runs from base 1 to 3390 and encodes 1129 amino acids. Gene Ontology annotation, molecular function: RNA binding. The transcript has 4 exons. Gene Ontology annotation, biological process: cytoplasmic stress granule assembly. Gene Ontology annotation, cellular component: cytoplasmic stress granule. The record is from RefSeq and is a predicted model, not a curated record.